CUCUGGCCUCACAGAGCUUCAGGUCCAAGCAGAUAAUGGACGUUUCAAGUCCCACGACUGAAGCUUCUUCAAUGGCGCCUAGUUCUAAGCUUUUCUGCUGCAGGGCCGUGAGACGCUGCAUCCCUCUGGUAUACAGACAGGAGCUCUACCACAUCCUGCGUAUGACCGGACCUUUGGUUGCGUCGCGCAUUCUGAAUUAUCUACUGCCAUUUGUCAUAACAAUGUUUUGCGGCCGCCUGGGAAACAGUGUGCUGGCUGGUUACGGAAUGGCCUCAGCUACGAUAAACAUCACAACCGCAGCUACAGGUGGAGGUCUUGCACUGGCGGCUGACACACUCAUCUCUCAGACCUUCGGUGGAAAGAACCUGCGUCGUGUUGGCAUCAUCUUGCAGAGAAGCAUACUGAUCCUUCUGCUGUUCUGUUUGCCAUGUUGCGCUCUGCUUAUCAACACACAACCCAUCCUUCUGCUGCUGAGACAAGACCCAGAGGUGGCCAGAAUAGCUCAACUCUAUGUGGUCUGUUACCUGCCAGCAGUUCCAGCAAUGUUUUUGCAUCAGCUGCAAGUAGCCUAUCUCCAAAACCAGGGCGUGAUUUUGCCUCAGAUGUAUGCAGCCAUCGCAGCCAACGUUGCUAAUGUGCUGACAAAUUACAUCCUCCUUCACUGGUUGGAGCUUGGGGUAUAUGGAUCUGCUGCUGCCAAUACCAUAUCUCAGAUCUAUAUUUGCGCUUUCCUCUAUUUAUUUAUUCGGUGGAAGAAGCUUCAUGUUGAAACAUGGGGAGGCUGGUCAUGCGACUCAUUGCAGGAGUGGGAUGGAUAUAUGAAACUGGCCAUCCCCAGUACCAUGAUGCUUUGCUUCGAGUGGUGGAUUUAUGAGGUUGGAGGUUUCCUAGCAGGCAUGCUGGGAGAGUUGGAUCUGGCAGCUCAACACGCAGUCAUUAUGCUGGCUUUUAUCAACUACAUGUUUCCAUUAGGGAUUCAAGGAGCGGCUUGUGUCCGUGUGGGUAAUGCUCUCGGAGCUGGAGACACGGCCGGAGCGAUCCGCACCAGCAAGGUUUCCCUCACCUGCACAGCUGCCUUGGCUGUUUUGCAAGGUCUUGUGCUUGUAUCAACGAAAACUGUCAUUGGUUUCUUAUUUACAACAGACAGACAUAUUGUGGCUCUUGUCUCCAAACUCUUGAACGUCUACUGUGUGCUGCAGUUCUUUGAUGGUCUUGUUUGUGUCAGCAUGGGUGUUUUGUUGGGCUCGGGGCAGCAGAAGAUCGCAGCUGUUGCUAAUUUCUUUGGGUAUUACUGCAUUGGACUUCCACUUGGCACUUCUCUCAUGUUUGCUGCAAAAUUAGACGUUGUUGGCUUUUGGCUUGGACUUCUCAUUUGUGUUUGUCUGCAGUCCAGUUUUUUCAUCGGAGUCAUUUUUAAGUUCAACUGGGAGAGAGUGACCAAAGAGGCAGUGGAACGUGCUGGAAGGAGUAAAAUCUCUGCAAUGACAGCUCCUGAUAAUGUCACCCCGAGACACAGAGAGAAUGGGGAAGAGUACAUGACUGUGAGCACAGCUGAUCCGACCGUGGAACCAAACGAGACUGGCGUGGAGGAAAAGCCUCCAGUUCUGCUGUCCACCUCUCAACUGGUCCUCAGGAGGGGUUUGACCACCCUCGCCGCUCUCCUCAUCCUCGCUGGAGGGAUAACCGUUCAUCUCAUUGUGCCAUUACCUCAGGUGUUUAACUAUACUGCUGCAAAUUUUACUUUGGACUCCAACUUUACCACACCUUCAUCACUCAUUCAUUCCACUUCAGUGUCUAUAUAAGCCUAGAGCUCUAGCUGAUCACACUGUAGACUCUACUGCCCCACGCAAAAGCUGGCCCUCUUGGCAA
Molecule: messenger RNA, 1869 nt
Organism: Danio aesculapii
Lineage: Eukaryota; Metazoa; Chordata; Actinopteri; Cypriniformes; Danionidae
Gene: slc47a5
Product: multidrug and toxin extrusion protein 1
Exons: 17
Coding region: 36-1802 (588 amino acids)
Biological process (GO): xenobiotic detoxification by transmembrane export across the plasma membrane
Cellular component (GO): membrane
Molecular function (GO): xenobiotic transmembrane transporter activity; antiporter activity
Source: RefSeq, a predicted model, not a curated record